GGCUGCGCACGCGUCCCAGAUACAACCCGCGGAGCCGCGCGCGCCGCCUCACUCACUUUUGUUCCGCGCUCAGAGUGGGACGCACAGAGCGAGCGAGAGAGAGGGGGGAGGGAGACAGGCAGCGACCCCACAGCCUCAUCCUCCUGCAGCGCACGGCCACUGAGGCCAGCACGAGCCGUGCACUUCCACGCCCACACGGCCACAGCGCCACUCCGCAUCGAGGGGCCACACACUCGAUGGGCGUUCCCUCUUAGCGCGACAGUAGCUCCCGUGUGCCGCGCGUAUUUACCUGCGCUCCAUUCUCAGGCGGGGUGGGGGAGUAAUCGAGUCACGAUGUCGCCGCUCCUCUCGCUGCUGUUGCUGCUGCUGCUGCCGGUGCCGAGCGCCGCGCAGCGCGGGGCGCUCCGGUUCAGCGUGCGCGAGGAGGAGCCCCCGGGCACGGUCAUCGCGCGCCUCGCCGACCUCUUCCUCGAGCAGCAACGCGACGGGGACGACCGCGACGGCGAGGAGGGCAGCGAAGCGGGGGCAGCGGCGGCGGGGGCCGCCCCGUCGCGCUUCGUGGUGAUGGACGCGCGCGGCGCGGACCUCCCGCUCGGCGUGCACGGACGCGACGGCACGCUGAGCGUGGCCCGCGCGCUCGACCGCGAGGCGCUGUGCCCGCGCGCCGACCCGGGCCCCGUCGCCGCCGCUUCCGCCGCCGCCUGCGUCAUCUCCAUGGACGUGGCGGCCGAGUUCGAGGAGCCGCGCGCCGCGUUCCGCCUCGUGCGCGUGCACGUGGAGGUGCUCGACGUGAACGACCACGCGCCGGAAUUCCCGCGCGCCGUCAUCCCCGUGGAGGUGAGCGAGAGCGCCCCCGUGGGCACGCGCUUCCCGCUGGACGCGGCGCGCGACCCGGACGUGGGGGAGAACGCGCGCAUCGAGUACUCCCUGGCGCCCUCGCAGCACUUCAGGCUGGAGGUGGGGGCCGCGGGGCCCGGCCAAGGGGCCCUGGCCGAGCUGGUGGUGACGCGCGCGCUGGACCGCGAGGAGCGCGCCCUGCACGAGCUGCGGCUGACGGCGCGCGACGCGGGCGCGACCCCGCGCGCGGGCACGGCGCUCGUGCGCGUCAGCGUCCUGGACACCAACGACAACAGCCCCGCGUGGGCGCGCGCCGCCUGGGAGGCCGAGGUGCGCGAGGACGCGGCCGCGGGCUCCACCGUGGCGCGCCUCUCGGCAUCCGACCCGGACGAGGGCCCCAGCGGCGAGGUGGUCUACUCGCUGAGCGCGCACGCGGGUCCCGACGCGCGCCGCCUGUUCCGCGUGGACGCCUCCACGGGGCUGGUGACCCUGGCGCGCGCGCUGGACCGCGAGCAGCGGGCCUCGCACACCGUGCACGUGCAGGCCAGCGACCUGGGCCCGCACGCCGUGCCCGCGCACAGCCUCCUCACCGUGCGCGUCAUCGACGUGAACGACAACGAGCCCGCGCUGCGCGUGCGCGUGCUCGCCGAGCGCGUGUCCGAGGCGGCGCCGCGCGGCACCCUCGUGGCGCACGUGACGGCGUGGGACGCGGACGCGGGGGACGACGGCCGCGUGAGCGUGGAGCUGCUGGAGGAGGGAGGCGGCGGCGGCUCCGCCGCGCGCGGGUUCCUGGCGCUCGUGGCGCGGGACGCGGACGGAGCCGCGGCCUCGGCGGCGGGGGGGGCGGGGGGAGGCGGCGGCGCCGCCUUCGUGCUGCUCACGGACCGCGCGCUGGACCGCGAGCGCGCGGAGGAGAUCAACGUGACGGUGGUGGCACGCGACCACGGCUCCCCGCCGCGAUCGUCCUCGCGUUCCUUCACGCUGCGCAUCGCCGACGAGAACGACAACGCUCCCGCGUUCCCGCGCGCCGUGCUCGACGCCUCGGUGCCCGAGAACGCGCGGCCGGGCACCCUCGUGGCGAGCGUGACGGCGAGGGACGCGGACGCGGCGCACAACGCGCGCGUCUCCUACGCGCUGCUGAGCACGCACGGCGACGAGCACGAAGACGACGUGACGGAGCUGCUGCGCGUGGAUCCCGCCACGGGCGCCGUGCGCACGUUGCGCCCGCUCGACCGCGAGGAGCACGCGCUGCUCACGUUCCGCGUCCGCGCCCAGGACUCGGGGACGCCGCCGCUCGCCAGCGACGUCACCGUGCACGUGCGCGUGCUCGACGCGAACGACAACGCACCCGCCAUCGACGUCGGCGCGACGCGCUCGCUCGCGGUGCCCGUGGGCGCGCCCGCCGGGCACCCGGUGGGCACCGUGCGCGCGCGCGACCCCGACGAGGGGCUCAACGGCGCCGUGGAGCUGUCCGUGGCGGGCGAGUCGCCGCUCUCCAUCUUCGAGCUGAGCCCCGGCACGGGGCAGCUGCGCACCCGCGUCCCGGUGCCGCGCUCCGCGCUGGGCGUGCACGCGCUCGUGGUGGUGGCGACCGACUCGGGGGAGCCGCGCCUCUCCACCACCGCCACCGUCUCCGUCACCGUGAUGCUGCAGGAGGAGAUGGAGCGACGCGGCGGCGGGGCGGCCGGAGCCGCGCACGGAGUCGCGUACAGCGCCGCGCUGGGCUCGCUCGGCACGGCGUGCGCGCUGCUCGUCCUCGCGCUGGCGGUCGCGGCCGCGAGGCGCGGGGUGAAAAGCGCGUUCAGGCGCGACGAGGAGCGCGGGGGCGAGGAGGAGGAAGAGGAGGAGGGGGAGGAGGAGGGGGCCUCCGACUCGAGCUCCCGCGCGCUGCACGCGGAGCGCGGCGCGGGGCGCGGCUCCCUGGGCAGCCUGGGUCUCAGCAGCAGCUGCAGUAGCAGCAGCAGCAGUGCGGACGCCGCUCCUCUCGAGCGCACGGCUCAUCCCGAGUACCUGAGCGUUGGCGACGCGGCACCGAGGCCCCUGGAGGUGUCGCAGCUGCUCGCCCUGCUGCACCAGGGCGAGUACCACCCGCGGCCCAGCUUCAAGGGGAACGCGCGGACGCGCAGCUUCAGGAGUUUGCCCACGGAGCCCGACCAGCUGAGCUCGCGGGACAGCGCGCGCGGGGACAGCGACACGGGCGGCAGCGGCUCCGAGGGUCGCGCCUCGCCCUGCGCACUCGGAGGAACGUGCACGGCCGAGUGCAGGGUGCUGGGCCACUCGGACUCGUGCUGGCUGCCCGCCACGGACGCGCCCUACCCGCGCGGAGGAUCUCCUCCGCUCGUCGACGCCGCGCCGCCGCCGCCGGCUCUCAACAACCUGCGGGGCGGCCCCCCGCCGCACGCGGCCUGCAGCACCCUGCCACCCCGCUGCGAGCGGUGGCUCGCGGGGCCCCGGGGCGGCGGGGCCGCGAGCGGCGCCGACCUCCGGAGUCUCGACGCGCCGCCGAGGAAGCUCUUUCCCCGCGGGGCCGACGAGGCCGCGAGUGCGCCGCGCCUGCCGUGAGAGCGCGGGGCGCCGUGCCGCCCGACGUUCCGUCGCGACGCUCGCCGCCUCGGCCCGAGGCGAGCGGAGAGACCGAGAGACGACAGCGGCGUCGUCCUUCGCGAGGGUCGAGGGUCGCCCCCGGUGACGCGCUGUGGUACAGCGCGGGCCGCACGGGGCUACGGCGCGAGGCGCUUUGUCUUGAGCAGAGGUCCUCGUCCAUUCCCGUUGCGCGGCGCACUUCAGAACUUCAGUAACCUGAGAACUUAUUCGAGUUUCGCGGCUCACCGGAUCAAAAACUCUUUGCCCAACUGCGCUCGCGCGACCGAGGGAGUUGAGAGGGCCGGGGUGGGGGCUGACGGCUGUCGGUCACCGUCCCGAGCCGUGAUCAAUGGAGAGGCGAGGACGGGAGAUGGGGGUGGGGCCUGGAUCGGCCACUGAACGGCACGGCGAGGGAGACUUCGUCUGUCCUAGCUUGCAAACAGCGAGCUUCUUUCCUAUCAUUGCGAAAACCUCGCGGCACACGUGGCACUUCGCCACGGCGCAGCGAGUCGCCGCUGCGGCCGUGCAGCACUUUGUCUCGAGGAAGUCGUCAGCGGUCUGGUGAGCGAGUGACGCUGGCUCCGUGCACCCGGGAACCCCCCCCCCCCACGUGGGGGGGGGGGGGGGAACACGCGAUUUUAUUCGCGCGGUGCCGCGGACUUGUACAUGAGAAGCACAAAUAUUUAUUUUUCUAUCCACUUGUUGAUGAUUUAUGAGCGAAAACUGACUUUAUUCAGCGUGAAGCGGACCAUGCAGAGUGCAUUGGGGCAACGCAGAUGCACUCGCCGGUACUCUCAGUGUUCACGUGUCCAUUGCCAAGUUGACAGCAGCUCACCACUACGAGCUGCCGCUGCACGUUGAAAGUGAUGGGGGACAGAUUCUACUGAUCCUCUGACAAGUUGUGUUGUAUACAUCUGGCCAGGGUGGAUGAAGAGUAGGCCAAGUACCCUUCGUAGUGGCCAGCCGUCGCGUGGCUGAGCAGUGACAGGGCUGCACCUUUAACCGACAUCUUGGAACACCCAGAAACAUAUCCGGUUGCAAAAGUUGGUGAAACCCACAUUGCCUGUCUCGUAUAGAAGUCACGUGUUUACUCCAGGGAGAGUUGACCUGUGCGCUAUUCAAUUAUUUUAGCAAAUGUCUGUGUCGACUUCAGUGGGAGGUCCCAGUCACUGGGCCCCAAGUAUCCCAGGAUCAGUCAUCAACUCGUGAGCCAUGUGGCAGAGGCGGAGCUCUCGAGGGUGCAGGCGGUGCACCUGCACUGGGGCCCACUUGCCAGAGGGCCCCAGGCGCCGGCUUGCAAAGCGAGCAGGGGCCUCAUCUCGUCCCUUGCACCACGACCCAUGCCGGCCGCUAUUGGCACACCCAUCGUAUGUCGGAGCGGCACAGCUGCAGCCAUGCCGACAGUCCAGGGGCCAAAGCAGAGACUGAUACCGCCUACGGCACGAGAACUUGGGCCACACCGAGUGAAUUAGACGGCUUAUGAGAAUGAAUCACUUGAUAAUCCCACUCGUUUAAAAUUGGCAUCGCAUAAUUCACCGUUAUUGUCCACCUACAGAAAGUGUAACUGAUAAAGUGAUGCCACCUCAGUUGGUACCGAUGAGUGACACGUGUGUUGGUCUGGGCUCAUGGGUGACAAGUCGGAAAUGCGUUGUAAUCAGUGUCCGCCACUCUGCUCGCCACUGCCGCCGCUGCUGCUGCGCUGGUGUUCAUGCUGCGAGGCGAACAGCGACUACCCCGCGUGCCGUGAUUGCUCCCAUUCACCCGCCUGUUGUGUGUGACUGAUGCACGCGCGGUGUGUACAGCCACACCUUGUAUUGUACUGCAGUUGUCUGAAGUGUUGACGGUAAAAUCGACGCUUUAUAUAUUUUUGUAUUAGAGGCUGCUUAAGCAUCAUCGACCGCUUUGAGUGGAUUCAUGUGCAUGGCUGAGCUUCACGUUGACCUGCUCCACACCUGUAUUCACACAUGCAUGGCGUUUUGCGUGACUGAGCGCGUCAGUCGGAGUGCUGUCUAACUCUAGAGCAGCAGAGCUGUUCUAAUCGCAUUCAAAGUCCUCGCCUUUUUUUCCAGCUUGCUGCGUCUUUAAUAAAAUAAAAAUCCACGUGGUCCAUCGGGCGCG
Molecule: messenger RNA, 5538 nt
Organism: Lethenteron reissneri (Far Eastern brook lamprey)
Lineage: Eukaryota; Metazoa; Chordata; Hyperoartia; Petromyzontiformes; Petromyzontidae
Product: protocadherin-10-like
Biological process (GO): homophilic cell-cell adhesion
Cellular component (GO): plasma membrane
Molecular function (GO): calcium ion binding
Source: RefSeq, a predicted model, not a curated record